Stylophora pistillata is the source of this 888-nucleotide messenger RNA. RefSeq lists its product as uncharacterized. NCBI's taxonomy places the organism in Eukaryota, Metazoa, Cnidaria, Anthozoa, Scleractinia, Pocilloporidae. The record is from RefSeq and is a predicted model, not a curated record.
AAUUUAUAAAAGGAGAUACUUGACGGUGAUACAGCUUGAUCGUUGUUGUCGCUGAAGGGAUCUAUAACGAUACUCGGAAAGCUAAACAGAAAACUCAACAAUGCCAAUUGAAGAUAGGUCAAUUCCCGAUCACUGGGAUGAAGAGCCGGGACAAGGGCCCAUCAAGAGUUUUGAUGGAGUUUACCGCCAGUGGUUUACAUCGAGACAUCGACUUUUGUCUCAGAAUCAAGGUGGUCAGGUCCCUGGUCAUUUUGUGAAGAUGGACGGAGAUAGCGUGACCGCAACUGCAGUCGAAAAAGACGACAAAGCAAAAUUUCGUUUACACAAUUUCACGGAAAACAAGGACGAGACGUGGUAUGACUAUUAUAUUCUGCAGAAUCAGAUCAGUGGGGGCGUGGUAGCCGUAAAUCCAGAGGAUGACACCAUCACUGUUAAGCAUGCAGAUGUCAUACGCUUCAGGACCAUCAAGCAGGUCAGAGAAGCCAACCUGUUAGAUGUGAUGUUCAUUAAGGAGCAGAAAAAAGCUUUGGACGACCACUUUUGGUUUGAGUCAUGUAUCGAGGAUGGUAAGAAGCGGGUCAUGGGAUUUGACCAGAAUGGUAUGCCCCUGAAAACUACUGAGGUUGAACCAGGUUCGAAAGAAAGUCUACUGGAGAUGAAGCGAGUCUGGAUGGAGGAGCCAUGAGAAGACUUUCUUUUUACCAGCAUUCAAAUUUUCCGUAUUAAAACGGUAAAAAAGAUUUUGUUUCCAAACUAAUGAGCAAACUACAAACGUAACAAAUCCUUCAUGAAGGUCUUGCCACAAAUAACACCUAGUCGCGAAGCGUAGUUAAAUUAGCAAGCCAAUAAAUGCAUAUUAUUGAAUAAAUGAAGUCUUAAACAAAGAAA